GCUACAUGAUGAAAACUCCCAUCCUUCUGCUUUUCCUGUUGGUUCUGCAUGUCUCUGCAGCUACCUUCAAGAUCUGUGCUUUUAACAUCAAAAGUUUUGGAGAAGCUAAAGCAUCCAAUAAGAAGAUAAUGGGCACCCUGGUGAAGAUUCUGUCUCGCUGUGACAUCAGUGCCAUCCAAGAGGUCAGAGAUUCCAAGGGAGAAGCUGUCCCAGCUCUUGUGACUGAACUCAACCGGUACGAUUCUAUCCAUCAAUACAAACAUGUGGAGAGUAAAAGAUUGGGAAAGAACAGCUACAAAGAGCAGUUUGUCUUCAUCUACAGAUCGGACUCAGUAAAGGUGGUCGAUUGGUAUCAGUAUGUGGAAGACCAUCCAGACCACCCCGACGCCUUUGCAAGAGAACCGUUUGUUGUCCGCUUCCACUCACUGAGAACAGUUAUUAAAGACUUUGCCCUGAUGUCUCAUCACACCUGCCCAAGGGAAGCGGCUAAGGAGAUCAACCGUCUCCUGCAGGUCAUGCUGGAGGUGAAGAGUCACUGGAGAAUUGAGAGUGUUAUGCUUCUUGGA
Molecule: messenger RNA, 566 nt
Organism: Staurois parvus
Lineage: Eukaryota; Metazoa; Chordata; Amphibia; Anura; Ranidae
Source: the annotation of a GenBank genome assembly